Messenger RNA from Microsporum canis CBS 113480, 1251 nucleotides. Its product is annotated as reticulon-4-interacting protein 1. The transcript is spliced from 2 exons. NCBI's taxonomy places the organism in Eukaryota, Fungi, Ascomycota, Eurotiomycetes, Onygenales, Arthrodermataceae. The coding region runs from base 1 to 1251 and encodes 416 amino acids. Gene Ontology annotation, molecular function: oxidoreductase activity. The record is from RefSeq and is a predicted model, not a curated record.
AUGGCAGAUCAAGAGCAUAUCCCUCCUUUUAUGCCUGCGGUCCAUCUUCCUCCUGGGCCCUACGACGCAUCAUCGCCUCCUCUACCAUCAUCCCUGAUAUAUGACCCCAAAUUCCCAACUCCUCAACCAAACCCAUCUCAAUACUUAAUCAAAGUCUACAGUACCGCCUUAUGCCGCGAGGAACUCACCUGGCCCGAAGUCAUCUCUAGCUCCCGUGUCAUUCAACCCCCAGUCCCUGGCUACGAUGUAUGCGGGACUAUUCUCUCAACGCCGUCCGAUGAUGAACGGACGUACGACGGCCCCAAGUUCAAAGUAGGCGAUGAGGUUUUCGGAUGGCUCAGUGUCCAUCGAGGAGGGGGUGCCGCCGAUUGUGCACUGGCAGAAGAGAAUGAGCUGGCAUUCAAACCAAAAAAUAUAACGGCCAUCGAAGCAGCGAGUAUCCCACUCUCGGCCAUGACUGCAUGGCAGGCAUUUUUUGCUCAUGGGAAUCUAAAACACAUUGCCGACAAAUGUGGGCAUCUGGACAGUGAGGUAGUGCGAGACGACUGCAUGGAUGACAAUGGCGGAGAAGGGGUCAAGCAACUACAACCCCAUAAUGAGCCCAUUCGCGUUCUGAUAACAAAUGCAUCCGGUGGCGUAGGAGUACAAGCUAUUCAACUCUUGCGGUCAAAGACUUUGUUCGGAAACCAGAAGUUCUGGAUAUGCGGUACAUGUUCAGGCCGCAAUGCAGCUUUCUUAAAGGACACGCUACAUAUCGAUGAAGUCAUCGACUACACCGUCCAUCCGGAUUUGAGUGAAACCUUCAAGUCAAACGGUUGGAAGCCUGUUGACUUUGUGUUCGACUGUAUUGGAGGAUCGUCUUUGAAACAGGCCCAUUCUCCAUCUGUCGUUUGCGAUAAUGGAUCGAUAGUUAGCGUUGCACACCCAAUCAAGGAGGAAUGGGGCAAUCUAGGAAUUGAGAAGAGAGGGCUAAACAGUCGGUACUUUAUCAUUGAGAUAAACGGAAAGCAGCUGGAGAAAAUUGGUAUAUUGGUGGGAAAGGGUGAGGUGAGAGGCUUCGUUGACAAGGUCUUUGAACUGUACGAGGCCAGGGAGGCCAUGGAACUGGUCGAGUCGAAAAGGGUCCGUGGAAAAGUUGUCUUGAAGGUAUCAAACAUCACUGGGAAAACGAGAAUUAAGUUUUAUGAUUCAGGCACUAGGAGUUCCAAGAAGCAGAAGACCGGAGGUCAAAGGGAUACAAUAGAUUGUUGA